GCGAACGACUUUCGCAAACCUAUUGUGCGUUGGACUUAACGUGUUUUGUCUACCUGCUUUGUAAACAGCCAUGUAACAAACUGAGGAAAAUAAUUAAUAACUUUUGUUUCAAACUCAUAUAAAUAUGGUGUAAUUUAUAACAGUAAAUAUUUUGGGACAAAUAAGUAUGUAACUGUUGCGAAUUGGACCCUUCUUCGUCAACUUAUCAUUUUAAUAUUUGCUUGAAUUAUAAAGUAUUUUACUUGAACCAUGAUAGCCAUUGGAUUUGAAGGUAGCGCUAAUAAAUUGGGAAUAGGAAUUAUUCGCGAUGAUGAAAUUCUUUCCAAUGUAAGACAUACUUAUAUCACACCGCCUGGUGAAGGAUUUAUGCCACGUGAGACAGCAAUUCACCACCGAAAUCAUGUUCUCAGUAUUCUCAGCAAAGCACUCACUGAUGCAAAAUUAACAUUAAACGAAAUAGAUGUCGUUUGUUAUACAAAGGGACCUGGAAUGGGCGCUCCUUUAUCAGUUGUGGCAUUAGUAGCUCGAACUGUAGCAGCCAUGUAUAAAAAACCUAUUGUUGGAGUUAAUCACUGCAUCGGACAUAUUGAAAUGGGUAGACUAAUAACUAAAAGUAAUAAUCCUAUUGUACUUUAUGUGUCUGGUGGAAAUACACAAGUCAUAGCUUAUUCUGAGGAACGAUAUUGUAUUUUUGGCGAAACUGUUGAUAUAGCAAUUGGCAAUUGCUUGGACCGAUUUGCUAGACUUUUAAAAUUAUCAAAUGAUCCAAGUCCCGGAUACAACAUAGAGCAACUUGCUAAGAAGGGUAAAAAGUUUUUAAAAUUGCCCUAUGUGGUAAAAGGAAUGGAUGUCUCUUUUUCUGGCAUUUUAACGUUUGUUCAAGAACGUUUAAAGAAAUGGAUGAAAUCUGAAGAAUACACAAUAGAAGAUUUAUGCUUCUCUUUUCAAGAAACAUUAUUUUCUAUGCUUAUAGAAAUUACAGAAAGAGCAAUGGCGUAUCUUGGAUCCAAAGACGUUUUGAUUGUUGGAGGUGUUGGAUGUAAUGAAAGAUUACAAGAUAUGAUGCGUAUAAUGUGUGAAGAAAGAGGUGCGAUUUUGUAUGCUACAGAUGAACGAUUUUGUAUUGACAAUGGUGUUAUGAUUGCAGUAGCAGGAUUAUUAGAGUAUAAAUCCUCUGGUGCUACCCUCUUGAAAGACACUAUAUGUGAACAAAGAUUUCGCACAGAUGAUGUUUUAGUUACUUGGAGAAAAUGAUAAUAAAAAAAUCUAAAUUAUAAUUGAUUAAAGUAUUGACGCCAAGAUUUUAAAAUUGCCUUAAGAAGAGGUUCCCAUUGCGGAGGCCAAAAUCAAUACAAACUUUGAAAAUUUUUUGCGAGGAAUGGUUUUGACUUAGCGAUGUAGUUUUUUUUUGUAAAUGAAGAUACUUCCUUGAACUUUUAAAA
Molecule: messenger RNA, 1442 nt
Organism: Leptopilina heterotoma
Lineage: Eukaryota; Metazoa; Arthropoda; Insecta; Hymenoptera; Figitidae
Gene: Tcs3
Product: probable tRNA N6-adenosine threonylcarbamoyltransferase
Exons: 5
Coding region: 250-1254 (334 amino acids)
Biological process (GO): tRNA threonylcarbamoyladenosine modification
Cellular component (GO): cytoplasm; EKC/KEOPS complex
Source: RefSeq, a predicted model, not a curated record